Messenger RNA from Lolium rigidum, 1234 nucleotides. RefSeq names its product fruit protein pKIWI502-like. Lineage: Eukaryota; Viridiplantae; Streptophyta; Magnoliopsida; Poales; Poaceae. The transcript has a single exon. Bases 107 to 982 code for a protein of 291 amino acids. Gene Ontology annotation, molecular function: oxidoreductase activity. The record is from RefSeq and is a predicted model, not a curated record.
CCCAUCCCAAAGGCCAGGCUAUCACGGCCUGCUAUUCUCAUCGCCACAGAGCCAGUUUAUCUCCGGCUUUCUCGGCGCCUUCCAAAUCCCCAACCCUCCCUCCGCCAUGGCCACCAUCUCCACGGCCGCCACCAUCUCCACGCCCACCACCCUCCGCCCCUCCUCCAGGCAUGCCUUCGCCCACCCCAAAAUGCUGCGCUCGCUCCCCUCCCUCCGCCGCCGCCUGCCCUCCCUAGUCACCGUCGCCGCGGUCCAGCAGGACGCGGCCGUCUGGAACGCGGCCCCGGUCGCCUCCGUCGGCGCGGCCAGCGCCGACGGCACGCUCUUCCACCUGCGCGUCGACCUCUCCGACGCCGCCGACCUCGCCGCCUCCUACACGUCCCCGGGGCAGUACCUCACGAUCCGCGUGCCCGGCGACGACGGCCUCAAGCCGGCCUUCAUGGCCAUCGCGUCGCCGCCGGGGGCGGGCGGCGGGUUCGAGUUCCUGGUCAAGACCGUUCCCGGCGCCACGGCGGAGAAGCUCUGCGGCCUCCGCGACGGGGACGUGGUGGAGCUCGGCGCCGUCAUGGGGAAGGGGUUCCCGAUCGAGCGGGUCACCGCCGAGGAGACCCUGCUCCUCUUCGCCACCGGGACAGGGAUCAGCCCGAUCCGCUCGCUCAUCGAGUUCGGCUUCGCGGCCGAUCAGAGGGCCGACGUGAGGCUCUACUACGGCGCCAGGAAUCUCCAGACCAUGGCGUAUCAGGAUCGAUUUGCAGAGUGGGAGUCGACGGGGCUCAAGAUCGUGCCCGUCCUGUCACAGCCUGAUGAUAGUUGGGAAGGUGCACGAGGGUAUGUUCAGAAGGCGUUCUUGGAUGCCAAGAACAUUGCAAAUCCUGCUUCUACUGGAGCAGUGCUGUGUGGGCAGAAGCAGAUGCUUGAGGAGGUCACAUUGGCCCUUGCAGCAGAUGGUGUAUCACAGGAUAAAAUCUUGAAGAACUUCUGAAGCGGAUUACUGUGUAAACUUGUCCAUCUUUUCGCCUUACUGUGACUUUCUGCUCCUAUUAGAGUUUUGUGAUCAAAUUUGAUCCAUUGUUUUGAUACUUCUCAACAAAAGAAAUGGUAGAUAUGUAUCAGAGAGCAUGUGCCACCGUGCCUAGCCUCCACGAAACCCUGCUGUGUGCUGCCCCUUUGCCAACAGAUAUGUGUAUCAUCUCUCAGGUUAAAGAUCAAUAACGAGACAUUUACAUUUCUCUCA